Messenger RNA from Amblyraja radiata (thorny skate), 1987 nucleotides. RefSeq names its product glycerol-3-phosphate dehydrogenase 1-like protein. The coding region runs from base 156 to 1208 and encodes 350 amino acids. The transcript is spliced from 8 exons. Gene Ontology annotation, molecular function: NAD binding; oxidoreductase activity, acting on the CH-OH group of donors, NAD or NADP as acceptor; protein homodimerization activity. Gene Ontology annotation, cellular component: cytosol. The record is from RefSeq and is a predicted model, not a curated record. Lineage: Eukaryota; Metazoa; Chordata; Chondrichthyes; Rajiformes; Rajidae. Gene Ontology annotation, biological process: carbohydrate metabolic process; glycerol-3-phosphate catabolic process.
GAGGGUGAAGGGGGGGCGGUACCGCAUGCUCAGUGUCGGCUACUCAGUGCCUUCUGCUGACGCCCAGCGCGUUCACUCUCGUUGCCACGGGACAGGGUCAGAAGCAAAUCUCCGCGUUACUCCUUAAAACCGCUCGCUCGCUCGCUCGCUCGCAAAUGGCUGCACCUCUGAAAGUGUGUGUUAUUGGCUCUGGAAAUUGGGGCUGUGCAGUUGCGAAAAUUAUUGGAAAGAAUGUCCAGACAAUUCCAAAAUUUGCGAGAACAGUCAAUAUGUGGGUCUUUGAAGAGAUGGUUAAUAACAGGAAGUUAACUGAAAUCAUAAACCAAGAACAUGAGAAUGUUAAAUAUCUGCCUGGAUAUAAGCUGCCUGAAAAUGUGGUUGCAAUUCCGGAUCUAAAAGAUGCUGUACGUGGUGCAGAUUUGCUUGUUUUUGUUGUGCCUCACCAAUUUAUCCGCAAAUUAUGUGAUGAAAUUGUUGAUCAAGUACCACAGAACGCUCUUGGUAUAAGCCUUAUCAAGGGAAUUGAUGAAGGGCCUGAAGGAUUAAAACUGAUUUCUGAUAUAAUCAGGGAAAAAAUGAAAAUUGAUGUCAGCGUAUUAAUGGGUGCCAAUAUAGCCAAUGAAGUAGCAGCAGAUAAAUUCUGUGAAACUACAAUAGGCAGCAAGAAUGUGCAGAAUGGAAACAUAUUCAAAGAGCUCUUGCAGACAUCCAAUUUUCGGAUAACCGUGGUGGAUGAUGCGGAGACAGUAGAACUCUGUGGUGCAUUAAAGAACAUUGUCGCAGUUGGUGCUGGUUUCUGUGAUGGGCUACUUAGUGGAGAUAACACAAAAGCUGCUGUGAUUCGCCUGGGUUUGAUGGAGAUGAUUGCAUUUGCCAAAAUCUUUUGCAAAGGAAGCGUUUCUGUUGCAACAUUUCUAGAAAGUUGUGGCGUUGCAGAUGUUAUCACAACCUGCUAUGGAGGGCGAAACCGUAAGAUUGCCGAGGCUUUCGUAAAAACGGGAAAGACCAUUGAACAGCUGGAACAGGAGAUGUUGAACGGCCAGAAGCUCCAAGGACCUCAGACAUCAGCAGAAGUGCACCACAUUCUCAAACAAAGAUCAUUGGUGGAUAAGUUCCCUUUGUUCACAGCCGUGUAUCAAAUUUGCUAUGAAAACAAGCCAGUGGGAGAAUUGAUAGCCUGCCUGCAGAGCCAUCCAGAACACAUAUAAAAUUGCAUUAUGAUGGAUUACUUCUGGUGUUCCUCGUGCAUGGGGCUAAUACGCAAUAUUGACGUGUGGAUCAUUAACUAAUGAGAUUACGCUUGACUAGAUUGCUAUGAAGUAGAUUGUGUGACAUGAGUCGGUCAUAUCAAUGGAGAUUCCAUUAUAUUACCAGUUAAUGUUUGCAAAUUUGUGGUGGACAGAGAUGAAUAUUCGGUCAAAAAAUGCCAUCCUGAACAGCCGACUUAAGAAUUGUUAAUCUGAGUGCCUAUUUAUAAUGGAAACACUGCAGCUGAUGGUUUGCAUGUAUGUUGGCAUGAACUUUGAGCGAACAUUUAUGCAAAACCAAAUUUAGUUAUUGGGUAUUGUCGACUAACAAGUUCAAGCAUCAGAUUGCUCAUGGAAUAUCAGGUAUCACUAACUCUGUCACGACUACAGAAUAGUGUUGAACCUUAAUUUUUUUUAGAAAUAUCAGUUUUAUUAGUUAUUUUUAAUACUAUAAUGUGUGAAACUCCAUACUUUAAAGAGUUCUAUAAUUAUGAGCAUGUUGUUGUUAACUGUACUGAAUUGCACACCCAGCUUAUUGGAGGUUUCAGCCCAAAACAUAAUCACUUUUCCUGGAGAGAUGCAAAUAGACUGUCUCAGAUGGGGCAGUUUUGUUACUUUUAUACUUUUGAUGUUUCAUAUAAUCUUGAAGUGUUACUUCCUAAUGGUAGUUAACUAACCUCUGAUCCAGAGGUCAGGGCUCCAAUCAGCAUUCCAAAAGUUUGUGCACUUAAUAUGAGGAU